Messenger RNA from Notothenia coriiceps (black rockcod), 3487 nucleotides. RefSeq names its product TIA1 cytotoxic granule-associated RNA binding protein-like 1 (gene tial1). The coding region runs from base 170 to 1399 and encodes 409 amino acids. NCBI's taxonomy places the organism in Eukaryota, Metazoa, Chordata, Actinopteri, Perciformes, Nototheniidae. Gene Ontology annotation, molecular function: RNA binding; DNA binding. The record is from RefSeq and is a predicted model, not a curated record. The transcript has 12 exons.
GCUCUUCAGGCACACGCACCCGCCCACGCACGCUCGCUAUCUGGACUCCCAGCGUGACGUAUACCCUGGCGCCCGGUUAGCUAGCUGCUAAGCUAGUUAGCUAGUUGUUGUUACUAGAUCGUUAACAUCAUACACAUCACUCGGUUAACGUUUGUUGUCGGCUUUGGCAAUGGACGACGACAGCUACCCCAAAACCCUGUAUGUGGGAAACCUCUCCAAGGAUGUAACAGAGAUUUUGAUUCUGCAGCUCUUCACCCAGAUCGGGCCUUGCAAAAGCUGUAAAAUGAUCACAGAGCAUACAAGCAAUGAUCCCUAUUGCUUUGUGGAGUUCUAUGAACACAGAGAUGCUGCUGCAGCCCUUGCAGCCAUGAAUGGGAGGAAGAUAUUGGGAAAGGAGGUCAAAGUAAACUGGGCCACUACUCCAAGUAGCCAAAAGAAAGACACUUCCAAUCACUUCCAUGUAUUUGUGGGUGAUUUGAGCCCAGAGAUCACCACCGAUGAUGUCAAGGCUGCCUUUAUACCUUUUGGGAAAAUCUCGGAUGCCCGUGUUGUAAAGGACAUGACGACAGGCAAAUCAAAGGGGUAUGGAUUUGUGUCCUUCUACAACAAACUGGAUGCAGAGAAUGCCAUCCAUAACAUGGGGGGGCAGUGGCUCGGAGGCCGCCAAAUCAGGACCAACUGGGCAACGCGCAAACCACCGGCUCCGAAGAGUGUCCAGGACAAUGGCUCAAAGCAGCUGAGGUUCGAUGACGUCGUGUCUCAAUCCAGUCCACAGAACUGCACCGUGUACUGUGGAGGGAUCCAGUUGGGACUAUCAGAACACCUGAUGCGUCAGACCUUCUCCCUGUUUGGUCAAAUAAUGGAGAUCAGAGUGUUCCCAGAGAAAGGGUACUCCUUCAUCAGGUUUUCCACCCAUGACAGUGCUGCCCAUGCCAUUGUUUCAGUGAACGGCACAGCCAUUGAAGGACACAUAGUGAAGUGCUUCUGGGGGAAAGAAUCUCCUGAUAUGGCAAAAACUCCACCUCAGGUUGAGUACGGUCAGUGGGGGCAGUGGAAUCAAGUCUAUGCGAAUCCACAGCAGCAACCACAGCAACAGCCACAACAACAACAACAGCAACAACAACAACAACAACAACAGCAGCAGCAGCAGCAGCAGCAGCAGCAGCAGCAGCAGCAGCAGCAGCAGCAGUACGGGCAGUAUGUGACCAAUGGCUGGCAAGUUCCCUCCUACAGUGUGUACGGCCAGACGUGGAACCAGCAAGGAUUUGGAGUAGAGCAGUCUCAGUCCCCAGCCUGGGUGGAGGGCUUUGGGUCUCAGUCGGCCCAGGCCGCAGCCCCCCCCGGACAGGUCAUGUCCAACCUGGCCAACUUCAGCAUGGCUGGCUACCAAACGCAGUGAGCUGGCCCCAACAUAAGUGUAGUACCAAGAGGAUGUUGUCAACCCUUUUUAAAACCACACGGCACUCUUUCUAUCUGAACACCUGCUGUAGGAGAAGAAGGGCAGGGGCCAUAUUCACAAAGCCUUUGUAGACACGAGUUGCUCCCUAACAACCAGUUUAAGAAUUGUGUGUAAAUUGUCGGUUUCCAUUUCAAAUUUUUAAAUGUUUAUUUGUUGAUUAUUACAAAUUCAAAGUCCACUGGGGUUCCUGAAUUAGAGCUAAAUACAACAACUGCAUUUGUGAAAAUAAACAUUAAAGGACACAAGUGUUUGGCCCCUUAAAAAACAAUUGUAACCCUUCCAUAACUCAAAAUGUAUAACAUACACAUGUUAUUUUAGGGUUAAAAGUACACUUACUAAAAGCCAUCAUAUUACUCCAGCUGCUCACUGGAACAUGACGAGGAUAACAAGCCUUAGAAACCUCAAACUUUGUAAUAUUAAUAUUGAGUUAUCAAACUAUGGCAAUAUCAGAUUUCUGUUUGCCAAUAUGCUUUUUAAUAUUUUAGUGUUUGUUACAAACACGUCAAUAUGUUUACUCUAUCGUCAAACUUGGGGCAUUGGUCUGUCAUUCUAUACAACGGUGUACAAAAUUCCACUCAAGCUUUGCAGUUUAUUUUUGUGAUUUAUGUCAGUUUGUCAAAAAUGUUUUUGGUACAGAUUAGGCGGGUCAACAUGACGACAAACUGACCGUACCCACAAAAAUGAACCAACCUGCUUUGGAUAGAAAUGUGGUGCUUGUUUUAGAUAAAUAUGAAAAAAGCUUUGUGAAUAGAGGCCCUGGAACGGAAGUCUACCUUUCCAUUAUACGUAAAGAAACUUGAGAUUUAAGCGGGACAUGGUAUCUAUUGGGUGCAUUUUGUGUACAAAAACAAAUGUUACAUACACAUCUCUAAAAGCAAAAAAAAUUAUGUUUUUUCAUGUUUUAUAUCGGAGUGAUCAGCAUGUUCUUUACAGACUUUUGAUGGGUUUUAGCCUCAUUUGUAAUCCCGUGUCUCGAAGUAAAGGCUACAGCACGUGCUCACUAUAUAGAGAAAAUAUUGUAAAAUCAGCUUAACCCCCAAUCUUUGUAAAGCUAACUAACUGUGUGCUGAAUCUGGGGGCUGGUUUCCUGGAGAGAUAUUAAAUCUUGAAUAUGUUCUUCCUUCCUGUUGAGGACCUCAGUUAAUUUAUAGUCAUUUCUUUCUAUCAGCUGGGAGUUUUUGCAAACAACCUUAGACCAGCCCCUAAUGACGAAAACUGCAUCAUGUUUUACAUCAAAAUAUUGUUCUUUAGUCAAUGUCAAGACGAAUUGUCCAAUGUUUUAGACUAACUAUGAAAUGGGAUGUUUUAUUUCAUGAAUUUGAAGGUUUCCUAAACGACUUGUCAGAGCAACGGAUAUCUUUCUGAGUCCUCUAAAUUUCCUCAGUGUUUGCUGAACAUUAGCAGUAUUUAAAAAAAAUCUAUUGCGACAAGGAUUACACAAAGACGUCCUGCCAUUUGGCUUUUGUUUGCGUAUGUGCCAUUCUGUACAGUAUAUCACACUCCUUGUGAGCUCACUCUCCCUUUUUGUUUAUUAGACCUUGGGGAUUUUUUGUGUAACUAAACAGGGGUCAUGUUGGCUGAGGGUGUAAAUAUAAACAUUGAUAACGAACCUUCAUGAAACUUACGAAACAAUGUACAUACUGUAGGUAGAAAUGUCAUCAUACAAUUGCAGCAAUAUGAUUUGUGAAUAAGCCUUAAUUGGUGUGUCAGUAAAUUCAAAUUACAUCAUUGGCAGAGGCUCCAUUGCAAACCAAAAUCAUUUUCCAUUGUAGAUUCCCCCAUUUUUAAGUUUGUGUGCCAUUUUGUAGCAGGAAGCCGGUGAUGUUUCAGCUUAGACUGCACGCUUACGACUUGUAAUUCAUUUGUUGCUUCAAAUAUUGAAUGUAAUAGCAAUUUGGUUUUAUGACAAUAAUACAUAUACGUUGAACAAUAGAGGUGAUGUUUAAUAAUAAAGGAUGAAAUCAAUUUUCCAUUUUAAAAAGGAAAACUCAAUAAGUGACUUUAAAUAAAGGAAACAUUUGAACCUGG